UGUCAGCUGCUGAAUCUGAAGAACUGCUAACUGUACAAUCUAAAGAGGACCUUGAGAACUAUAUUGCAGGAUUAAAGAAAAAUAUGACUCUGAAUAAUGGCAUUCUCUCUAUAGAGGAAUUACCUAAGCUCAAAGAGGUAUUCCUCAGCAUCAUUUCCAACAAUGACGAUCAAGGCUUAAUCAUGGUAUAUAAUUUUAUCACAAUGUUUUCUUAGAAAGUAAUCAUAGAAAUGAACAUGAGAUGCAAUUUACUAACCACUUCUUACCAAGCUUAUUUGAUACUUUAUUCACAAGAGAAGAUGAGGUCUUAGAGGCCGCGGAAGAGGCAUUUGAUAAUUAUGUGAGAAACCACUCACAGCUAGCUAAAGUUAUCGACUACUUGAUUGAUGAAUAUAUCAAAGUUAAGCAACCAGUAUCAGUUAUCAAGGUCUUACAGUUGAUUAAGAGAUAUAUUGAGUAUCAUCCCAAAGUUAUCUCAGUGAAUUGCAAAUCGUUUGUAAAUCUAAUAUCUGCUCUCCAAAGCCUGAAAAACAGUCCUGAGAUUGCACUAGUCGCUGAGGUUACUGACAUUUUUGAUGAUUUCUUCGGUAGAUUUCCUGCUACAAUGAAGGACAUCACAACAAAAAUUCAUAAAAGGAAGGAAAAGCAAAUUAUAGAUGAUGCAAAGAAAUUGAUAAAAUCUUCAAAGACUGAUCAUGAGCUCUCUCCAAAGAAGUUGACUAUAAAUCUUGAUCUGAAAGGAAGACUUUCGAAAAAUUUGAAUUUGAGAAACCCUUCAAGAGCUGGAACAGAGCAAAUAAGUACAAAUAAGGAUGAAAAAGAGCAUAAACUCUCUAUAUUAAAGUUGCACAAAAUCAGCCCCUGCACUUCUGAAGACGAAGAGGAAAAGAAGGUUGAAUCCAAAUCUUUAAUCCCUUUGUCAGAUAAUGGAUUGGCCUUUAAUAUAUUUCCUCAAAACACGAUUCAGGAAUUGUUGAAAUCGGGAGCAACUCCUAAGGAAAAAUCAAAACUAUUAGAUGUAAUGCUUUCAUUUUUAAGAUCAUCUAAAAACUUGAUAAAAACAUUCCACUCAUCGAAUUCCUUCUUGAGUUUUAUCAUUAAGCUACUAUCCAAAGGAGAGUGAAUCCAGAAGAUCCUCGAGAUUAUUAGAAUUCUGGUAAGGACCAAGUGCAUCCAGAGCCUGGAUGGACUCACAAUGCUUUUCACAAACUGCAUAAAGUUCUUGGGAGAAGACACUUUUGAAAUCAGACAAGAGGCUAUGAGACUAUUUAUCACAAUGAUGAAGUCCAUGCCUAGCAAAUCAUUCGUAGAACAGUCACUUUCUAAUAUUAUAUCCGAUAACUGGAGGCUAAAGGAAGAAAUCGUAAACCUUCUGAUAAUCUGAAUGAUCAGCGAUGUUGAUAAAUCUCUUGAUAUCGAUAAAACAGUAGAGUCUCUAGCAUCCUUGGUCACUGAUGAGCACUCUAAAGUCAGAUUUGUAGCGAGAGAAGCCUGUGCAAUGUUUGCCAAGAAAGGUUCCACAGAGAAAAUAAUGAAGAAACUCGGAGAUACAGUUGUUCAUAACGACUAUGUCAAGAUCAAUGAAAUCCUUGAAAAGAACUAUAUGGUCACUUUUAAUGAAAAUAAGUUAAUGUUUGAAUAUCCUAAGAAGCCAAAACCAAUGAGAAAGAUGAAGCUCACUCAAGCCAAGAUCAAGAUGAGUGGCAAUUCAAAGAUUAAAAUCAACCUAUCUGAUACAAAGAAUCAAAGCCCAAUAUUACUAAAAGAGGAAUCUGAUUACAUAGAAAGUAGCAAAGAUGUUAGAAGGAACGCAAACACUAUUAGAAAUAGGAAGAUUAAGCUUAGAAAUAAUCCUUCAAAAGCCACUUCUCUAAAUAUGACUGCAAAGAGGAAGCCUUCAGAUGUGACAAAAGUAUCAUCAAACUACUCCGAUUUGCUUUCGCCAAAGAGUAAUGGUGAAAACUCAGUAUCAAACUAUACUGAUUACAUGCUGAACAAGAAGGUGUCUUCUAGCUCCUCACCCGACCGGUUAAGGAUCCUGAAGGAGACUAUUCGGUCAAAUAACAUCAGAGGAGAUGGAAACAAGUUCCUCCAUGUAGUCCAGAAAAGAAGAGGUGCAGGUGUCAGUCAGAGAGUUAACAAUAACUCUGUGACUCAGAGUUCUCUCUACAGUAUAAAUAUGAAAAGUAGAAUGGAAGACAGCUCAGAUGGACAAAGUCAGGCCCAUGACUCAACCUACAAAGGCAAAUUUAUUAAUGGAAAGAAGCAUGAUUAUUCUGAGUACAUGAACUCUGCUGAGACUCCAACUAGGUAUGAAUCAAAUGCGUUUUCCAAAAAGGGCGUCAUUGAUAGAGAAAAGAGAAAUAUGACUCAAUUUAAACUAAACUCUAAGAAAAUGAAUGCUGCUGCAGAAGCUUGAAUAAAUAGGCUUCUAGGCAAUGAUCAAGAGCCAGAAGAUGAAGGAAAGUAUUUAAAGAAAGAUGAUAUAAAACCUCUGAAGAACCCUGAUAAAGUCUUGAAGAUUGUAUAUAAAGACUUAACAUCCAGUGAUUGGCAGAAGCAAUUCGACGCCUGAAAUUCAUUAAGAGCGCUUGUAUUACAUCAUAAAGAUAUUCUAGUGAGCGAUGUGUACCUUCUUCAAGGUUUUAUUCAAGGAAUGGUUAAACAAAUAGAAUCUUUGAGGAGCAGUGUUUCCAAAAAUGCUCUCAUUGGGUUCAAAGAUAUUGCUGAAGUGCUCAAGAAGCGCAUAGAUAACGAUCUUGAUUACCUAAUCCCAGCUACAAUGAAAAAGGCAGUUGAUAAGAACGUAUUCCUCUCUAAGGUAGCUACUGAUCUUCUCAUAUCAGUAACAAAAUCAUGAAGUGAGAACAAGGUCAUGAAUGUUCUGGGUUCGCUUACUUUUCAAAAAUCUCCGACUGUGAGGGUCAAGAUGCAAAUCAUUAUAGAAACAGUGAUCAAGAAGUUAGGGUAUAAACUUUUGAAAUUCAAAGAUAAUAUUUCCAUUAUGGGCUAUCUGACUUCUUUCCUACAAGAUGCUUCAGAAAAGGUUAGAGAGAAAUCAAAAGAAGUCCUAGAUGUUAUCAAGGAAACUCUUGGUGAGAAAAACCUUGACAAACUCAUCAAGAAUACUUGAAAUGAUCAGCAAGAGAAAAGAAUAUAUAGGUAUUUUGAAGGUGGUAAUGGCGGUCCUAUGAGUGAAGCAGCACAUUCAGCAAAUUAUUUUAAUAAUAAAAGCAUAAGGAAGUCUAAAAGGGGUAUGACAACUCAGUAUUUUCCAAGUAUACACCAGAAUCAUGCUCCAAUUGAUGAUUAUGCAUUGGAGGAGGUUCCAGAGGUGCAAAAGAGAAGAAAGAUGGCAUCAGUGAUUAAGAAGCACCCAAAGAAGCUUCUUCUAUAA
Messenger RNA from Moneuplotes crassus, 3397 nucleotides. NCBI's taxonomy places the organism in Eukaryota, Ciliophora, Spirotrichea, Euplotida, Euplotidae. The record is from the annotation of a GenBank genome assembly.